Capsicum annuum is the source of this 2348-nucleotide messenger RNA. RefSeq names its product probable indole-3-acetic acid-amido synthetase GH3.1. NCBI's taxonomy places the organism in Eukaryota, Viridiplantae, Streptophyta, Magnoliopsida, Solanales, Solanaceae. Gene Ontology annotation, molecular function: acid-amino acid ligase activity. The coding region runs from base 297 to 2084 and encodes 595 amino acids. The record is from RefSeq and is a predicted model, not a curated record. The transcript has 3 exons. Gene Ontology annotation, cellular component: cytoplasm.
CAUCUUGUCCCCUCUUCACUAAACACCAUUGAUAUUACAAAAUUGUCCACGGCCCCCGCGUCGACUUCCUUCCAACCUUCCAACCUUCUUUUUGUUUUUGCCGCCCUUUUGGGCCCCACAUAUGACAUGGCACGUGACGUGUCACCCACUCUUUCCUCUCCUCCUAUUUAUACACCCCUCUUACUCCAUCCUCCGCACACCUUUUCCAUACACAACUCUCCCAACUCUCUUUAAGUAAUUAACAAAGAAAAAUCUCUUUCAUUUCUUAAUUACCUUUUUUUUUUUACUCUGAAAAUAUGGCUGUUGAUUCAGUACUUUCAUCUCCAUUGGGUCCUCCUGCAUGUGAAAAAGAUGCAAAAGCACUUCAAUUCAUUGAAGAAAUGACUAGAAAUGCUGAUGCCGUUCAACAAAGAGUCUUGGAUGAGAUAUUGACUAGAAACUCCCAAACGGAGUACCUCAAGCGCUUUAAACUUGACGGCGUCAGUGACCGUGAAACCUUUAAAUCCAGAAUUCCGGUCGUAACUUAUGAAGAUCUUCAACCGGAGAUUCAACGGAUCGCUAACGGCGACCGUUCGCCUAUCUUAUCCGCUCAUCCCAUCUCUGAAUUCCUCACUAGCUCUGGAACGUCAGCUGGUGAAAGGAAAUUGAUGCCAACAAUUAAAGAAGAGUUGGAUCGUCGCCAGCUACUAUACAGUCUUCUUAUGCCAGUUAUGAACUUAUACGUGCCUGGAUUAGAUAAAGGGAAAGGACUAUACUUCUUGUUUAUCAAGUCCGAGACGAAAACUCCAGGUGGGCUAUUGGCCCGACCCGUUCUCACAAGCUACUACAAAAGUGAACAUUUCAAGAGCAGACCUCAUGACCCGUACAAUGUUUACACAAGUCCAAAUGAAGCAAUCCUUUGUGCUGAUUCCUUUCAGAGCAUGUACACUCAAAUGCUCUGCGGUCUCUACGAGCGCGAGCAAGUUCUUCGCCUUGGAGCUGUCUUUGCCUCGGGCCUUGUCCGAGCCAUUCGGUUCUUGCAGCUCCACUGGCCACAACUUGCUCAUGAUAUUCGGACUGGAAAUCUGAACCCACAAAUUACAAACCUCUCUCUUUGUGAACGCAUGGGUAAAAUUAUGAGACCGAAUCCUGAGCUAGCUGAUUUUGUUGCUGGUGAAUGUUGUAAAGAAAAUUGGGAGGGAAUUAUCACAAGGAUUUGGCCUAAGACUAAGUACCUUGACGUAAUUGUCACGGGUGCUAUGGCUCAGUACAUUCCUACUUUGGAUUAUUACAGUGGUGGGUUACCAAAAGCUUGCACUAUGUACGCAGCUUCCGAGUGUUACUUUGGACUCAAUUUAAAUCCCAUGUGUAAGCCCUCGGAAGUUUCGUACACCAUCAUGCCAAACAUGGGGUAUUUCGAAUUUUUACCCCAUGACUCUACAACAACUAACUCCUCACCUACCAAUCUCGUUGACCUUGUCGACGUUGAGGUUGGAAAAGAGUAUGAGCUUGUCAUCACAACGUACGCUGGGUUAUACCGCUACAGAGUCGGAGACAUUCUCCGAGUCACCGGGUUUCAUAACUCAGCCCCUCAGUUCCAUUUCGUCAGGAGAAAAAAUGUUCUAUUGAGCAUUGACUCUGACAAAACGGACGAGGCUGAGUUACAGAAGGCCGUAGAGAAUGCUUCGAAAUUACUCAGGGAGUUCAAUACCAGCGUGGUCGAGUACACUAGUUAUGCAGAUACAAAGACAAUUCCUGGUCAUUACGUGAUUUAUUGGGAGUUAUUAAUGAAAGAUUUGAAAAAUUCUCCCAGUGAUGAAGUAUUGAACAAAUGUUGUUUGGCCAUGGAAGAGUCACUCAACACAGUGUAUCGACAGGGCCGAGUUGCUUGCAACUCAAUUGGUCCGUUGGAGAUUAGGGUGGUGAAAAAUGGUACAUUUGAAGAACUCAUGGAUUAUGCAAUUUCAAGGGGUGCUUCAAUUAACCAAUAUAAGGUGCCAAGAUGUGUGAAUUUUGCACCUAUUUUGGAACUUCUUGACUCAAGAGUAAUGUCAAGUCACUUUAGCCCAUCGUUGCCUCAAUGGACACCUGAACGACGUCGUUGAUGUGGAGAAGUGUUUAUUAAUUACACAUGCAUGAUCAGUAGGAGGAGAGUCGAUGAAAGAAGAUUCCCUAAAGUUUUUUUUUUUUUUUUUCUUGUCUUUUUUUAUUUUUUUAAUUUCGUUGUCUUACUUUUGUGACUAGAUGGGUCCUGAUUGUAACUAGACGAGGACGUUCGGCAGAAUUAGGUUUGUACGUUAUGGCUCAGUUAACCUGUGAAAAUGAUGUAACAUCCCAAGCUUGUUAAAUGAACUGUUUCUUUGUUCCAA